GCCACCUGAUCAAUCAUGGGCUUCUGAUCACGAAAACUGCCAAGUUUUGGAAUAAGAGAUUAGGGGGUACUCGUAAAACCAGCCCUUAAAAGCAAGGGGGAGAUACCCAUCAAGAAUCUGUUCAAUGAAAGGAAGAUAAACAAAUUGUAGCUGAAACCCGAAAAGCUUUUUCUCUUAUCUUUCUCGAGAAACAAACGCGAAGCUUGUGGAUUCUUGCAGAAGAUUGAGGAGAAUGCGUGGCUUCAAGAUCCUAGACCGUUUCAAGAGCACACAAGUCCACGCCUUGUGCCCUUCGGACAUCGCCAAAGAUGGUGGCUCUGCCAGGAUUGACAACCACAAGACAAUCUCAAGUGGGUCUAAGUCUAAACUCUCGAAUCCAAUCUCGGUAGCUCAAACUCUUCUUUCUUAUGGACUGCCUAGAACCGACCUCCUUGAACCCCCCAUAGACCCUCAUCUCAAGCCCAUCCGCUUUGUUGAAUCCUUGGCUGAUCUUCAUCGCCGGCUUAAAACUUGCCCACAGUCUGAUAAAUCAUUAUUAUGCAUUGAACAGUAUGCAAUUUUGGCUGGUCUUAAUGAUCCUAAGCUGCUUCGCCGGUGCUUAUGCUCCGCAAGGCAACAGGCUUUUGAUGUGCACUCAAAGGUAGUGCUCUCUGCCUGGUUAAGGUUUGAGAGGAGAACAGAUGAGCUUGAGGGUGUAUCAUCAAUGGAUUGUAGCGGUUACAUUCUUGAAUGCCCUAAAGCUGCUUUGAUAUCUGGGUAUGAUCUGAAUUUGAAUUCUGAUCAUUGCCAAUGUUGUCAGGACUGUCCAAGGACAAUUGAUAGGCAAACAUUGGGGGAAAAUGAGUGUUUGAGUUUCGAGGAGGAUGGUGAUGUUUCAUUUUAUAUUGAUGGUGAGGAGAUUAAUUGUUCUAGAUCUAGAAUUGCUACGCUUUCAAGCCCAUUGAAAGCAAUGUUGUAUGGUAGAUUUGUGGAGUCAAAAAGGGGUAAAAUAGAAUUUUCAAGAAAUGGUAUUUCUGUGGAGGGAAUGAGAGCACUGGAAGUGUAUAGUAGAACUAGGAUAGUGGAGUUGUUUUGUCCUGAGAUUGUUGUGGAAUUGCUUCAUUUUGCAAAUAGGUUCUGUUGCGAGGAGUUGAAGUCUGCAUGUGAUGCCUAUUUGGCUUCAUUGGUUUGUGCUGUUGAGGAUGCAUUGAUUCUUAUGGAUUAUGGUUUGGAGGAAAAGGCGCAUCUUCUUGUAGCUUCUUGCUUGCAGGUGUUACUAAGAGAGCUCCCAAAUUCUUUGUUUGAUUUGAAAGUGAUGAAAAUACUUUGCAGUUCUGAGUAUAUGGAGAAAUUAGCCAUGGUAGGACAUGCUUCAUUCCUGUUGUAUUAUUUCCUGAGCCAGGCGGCUAUGGAAGAAAACAUGAUAUCAAACACAAUGCUGAUGUUGCUUGAAAGAAUGUGUGAAUGUUGCAGAGAAAGUUGGCAAAAGGCACUUGCAAUGCACCAGUUGGGUUGUGUGAUGCUUCAGAGAAAUGAGUACCUCUAUGCACAGACAUAUUUCGAGGCAGCUGCACAAGCGGGUCACACUUAUUCAUUAGCUGGUAUUGCAAGAGCCAAGUAUAAGCAAGGGCAACAAAAUUCGGCCUAUAGAUUGGUGAACUCUCUUAUUUUCGAGCAUAAACCAGCUGGGUGGAUGUACCAGGAGAGAUCUUUGUAUAGUGUUGGGAAGGAGAAGAUUGUGGACCUGAACACUGCUACUGAAUUGGAUCCAACCCUUACAUUUCCAUAUAAAUACAGGGCAGUUGCGCAGCUGGAAGAGAAGCAAAUUAGGGCAGCGAUCUCAGAAAUUGAAAAGAUUAUUGGGUUUAUGCUCUCACCUGACUGCCUUGAAUUACAAGCUUGGUUCUUCAUUGCUCUUGAGGAUUACAAAAGUGCUCUGACAAAUGUUCGGGCUUUGUUAACAUUAGAACCCAAUUACAAGAUGCUUCAUGGGAGACUGAAUGGUGAUUACUUGGUUGAAAUGCUCAGUUGUUGGGUUCAGCAGCAAAGUCAAGCUGACUGCUGGGCUAAACUUUAUGAGCGAUGGUCUUCUGUUGAUGACAUUGGUUCUUUGGCUGUCAUACAUCAGAUGCUGGCAAAUGACCCUGGAAAAAGCCUUCUAAGGUUUCGGCAAUCUCUGCUUCUUUUACGGUUAAACUGCCAGAAGGCUGCAAUGCGGUGUUUGCGGUUGGCAAGAAAUCAUUCUUUCUCCGAGCACGAAAAGCUGGUUUAUGAAGGAUGGAUUUUAUAUGACACUGUGCAUCGUGACGAUGCACUCUCUAAGGCUGACGCAUCCAUUUUGAUUCAGAGGUCUUUUGAAGCCUUUUUCCUUAAAGCAUACAUAUUGGCGGAUGCGGCUUUGGAUGCUGAAUCUUCAUCUUACGUCAUUCAUCUUCUAGAGGAAGCUCUUCGAUGCCCUUCAGAUGUUCUUCGUAAAGGACAAGCCUUGAAUAAUUUAGGGAGUAUUUUUGUGGAUUGCAGAAAGCUUGACAAGGCAGCAGAUUGCUACAAGAAAGCACUCAAUGUCAAGCAUACCAGAGCCCAUCAAGGGUUGGCACGCGUCUAUCACUUGAGAAAUCAACGAAAAGCUGCAUAUGAUGAGAUGACUAGAUUAAUGGAGAAGGCACAUAACAAUGCAUCUGCAUAUGAGAAACGGUCUGAAUACUGUGACCGUGAUAUGGCAAAGAAUGAUCUUAAUAUGGCAACACAAUUGGAUCCACUGAGGACGUACCCAUACAGAUACAGGGCAGCUGUUCUAAUGGAUGAUCAGAAAGAUAUUGAAGCUGUAGAAGAGCUUAGCAAGGCCAUAGCCUUCAAGCCUGAGUUGCAGAUGCUUUAUCUUCGAGCGGCAUUUUACGAGUCAAUGGGAGACCUCACUGCUGCUCUCCAAGAUUGUGAGGCAGCUCUUUGCUUGGACCCCAAACACUUGGACACACAUGAUCUGUAUAACAGAACACGAGAUAGAGCUGCUGCCAACCAACAGACCUAAGUCUCCAUUUAUAUGAAUCCUAUAAGGUCAGUGCCUUGCUUCUCCAACACCAUUCAGACAAAAGUCUUGGGACUCCCGCAGAUUUCUUUCUCCAGUCAUUACGAUACACGCAAGCAUCCAUCUGCAAACCGAGCAUAGCAAAAAGAAAGAAUAGCAGUAGAGUGCAAUGUGUAUAUAUGUGGGAGAGAAUUUUGAUGAUUUUUGUAGAAAAUACUGCUGCAAGCUUCCCUCAUAGGCUUUGACAAACACUCAAAAGUUGGGUAUUUUAUCGAGAAUCAUCCACAUGAUCCAAGUUUCAAG
Tripterygium wilfordii is the source of this 3307-nucleotide messenger RNA. Its product is annotated as ethylene-overproduction protein 1-like. Gene Ontology annotation, molecular function: protein binding. The transcript is spliced from 5 exons. Gene Ontology annotation, biological process: negative regulation of ethylene-activated signaling pathway. Lineage: Eukaryota; Viridiplantae; Streptophyta; Magnoliopsida; Celastrales; Celastraceae. The record is from RefSeq and is a predicted model, not a curated record. The coding region runs from base 233 to 3007 and encodes 924 amino acids.